AUGUUCACGUUGACUUCACUCUGCUGCCUUCUGGCGUUGGCGGCAGCAGCACCGGCGGAGAAGGAGGUCGAAGCGGCGGACACGUUGACCUAUGGAGUGGAUUUUGUCGAUGAAAUCGACAGCCGUCAUGUGACUUGCUUCCGGAAUUUGAACUAUAAUUUGGUGCUGGUUCGAAUCUACAAUGGUGGAGUCGAUGAGGUCGGAUUUAGGAACUUGGACACGGUCUAUAGUAAGUUCAAAACAAAACAAUGACUUAACAAAUUGCUUUUGCUGCAUAACUCAAGUUUUAAGAGAACCGUCAGUAAUAACCGGGGAUUUCUUUUUACUGUCGCUCUGUAGGGAAAAUAAUGUGGAUUUGUCGGAGGAAAGUGUCUCGUAUCGUCGCAGUUGCGCACCAAAUCUGCAGCCAGCCGUCUCAGAGCAAUGAUGGGCGAUUCCAAGGCGCGACAAUCCACAUUAUUUUCCCGACAGACUGAUACUGAUAGGUGAGCUGAAACCUUGACAUGUCUUUGCACCGCGCGGCCGGCAACGCAAAAUUUUCGCAAUGCUGAGAGCAGUCAGAGAUAGAACGCGUAUUAUCCCAUUUCGAGCAAAAAAAAAUUAAUUUUUUUUGUGGCAAAAUCGCCCUUUCCGGAUGAUACAGUGGCGGACCUGAUCCAGUGGCAAAAACGUACCAUUUUUCAUCCAGGAAGCAUCAAAAAAUGUGGCAAAAUACCUCCCUCUCCAAGUGAAAAAACUCCGAUCUCAAAAGCGCGCUCUCUUUUUCUGGGUGUGCCCUUCAAAACGAGGUUUUUUUCACUUGGAUAGGGAAGCAUUUUGCCACACUUUUGAUACCUCCCGGAUGCAAAAUGGUACGUUUUUGGCCACGGACCAGGUCCCCCACUGUAUGAUACUUCAACCACGGGUUUCAGAAACCCUGACCGUCCAACUGGUUGUUGUGCCGGAGUUGAACGGCGCCAAGACCGCCACAUAUCAAGUGAAUGAGAUUUUGGACGCGGCCAAGGCCAAAGGUUGGGACAUCAAAGGCAUCUGGCUGCAGAUCACAUCUCCGUUGAGCUGGGACAAGAGCACCGCCCGGAACGUCUACUUCAUCCAGGAGUUCGUCCGAGAGGCAAAUGUAAGGCGGGGUUUUUGAGAAGUGGAUUGCUGGCCCUUCCGGAAAGUUGCCGGGCUCAUUAUUGGCGCUUGCUUUCCGAAUUUCGUCCAAAAAAUGUCACAAUUGACAAAAAAAAUACAUAUUAUACAGCGUGGGGCAUCGUUGUGGCCCGAUUUGAGUUGGCUAUAACUUCUUUGGUUUUUGGCCAAAUCGUAAAAUUCUUUUUUUCCCUGAAUCCUCAGACAUCCCCAUUUUGUAUGAUACCAAAUAUGUUAUACAUAUGUUACUUAAAUUGGCUAUAACUUCUUUAGUUUUUGGCCAAAUCUUAAAAUUCUUUUUUCCCCUGAAUCCUCAGACAUCCCCAUUUUGUCAGAUACCAAAUAUGUUAUACAUGCGUAAGUGUCAUCUACAGUUAUCGGACUUAUUCUUGGAGUUCAUUUUUUCGGUCGUUUCGGUUGUUUUUUCGGUCGAAAGAAGCUAUAGCUCGUUUAAAUCGUGCCACAAAGAUACUCCCGAAAUUCCAGGCCAAAGGAGUGAAAAUCAACUACUACACCAACUGGUACGACUACAAGGUGAUCACCGGCAACUCGCGCCUCAUCGCCACCGGCUCGCUGUGGUAUUGGAAUGUGCUGGGCAGCGGCGAAGGCGCCCAAACCCCCUCCAACUUCAACGACUUCCGCGCGUUUGGGCCCUUCAGGAGCGCCCUCUUCAAGCAAUACGGGCAGGAUAAAUACGUCUGCGGAACGUAUGUGAAUCAGGAUGUCUAUGUGACGAGCUCGUUGCAAGGGAAGCCGGAGAACGGCGUGGAAUUUGUGGGAAAGAAAGAAUAA
Messenger RNA from Bursaphelenchus xylophilus (pine wood nematode), 1926 nucleotides. The record is from the annotation of a GenBank genome assembly. NCBI's taxonomy places the organism in Eukaryota, Metazoa, Nematoda, Chromadorea, Rhabditida, Aphelenchoididae.